Messenger RNA from Scleropages formosus (Asian bonytongue), 463 nucleotides. Its product is annotated as rab11 family-interacting protein 4A-like. Gene Ontology annotation, biological process: endocytic recycling; regulation of cytokinesis. NCBI's taxonomy places the organism in Eukaryota, Metazoa, Chordata, Actinopteri, Osteoglossiformes, Osteoglossidae. The record is from RefSeq and is a predicted model, not a curated record. Gene Ontology annotation, cellular component: endocytic vesicle; cleavage furrow; midbody. The coding region runs from base 89 to 463 and encodes 124 amino acids. The transcript has 4 exons. Gene Ontology annotation, molecular function: calcium ion binding.
GCGGAGGAGCACGGCCGUGGCCAUGGCGCCCUCCGCACGGAUGCUCCACAGCCUCUGAUUCGCACCCGCGUCCGUAGCCCGGGCCAGGAUGGAGGACGCCGAGCACGUGCUGAUGAUGGUGAAGAAACUGAGGGAGGUGUUCGACGCGUGCGACCAGGACGGGAACGGGUACCUGUGCGUGCAGCGCUUCGUGGACCUCGGUUUGCGCUUCGGCCAGGGGGACGAGGUGAAGAAGCUGGCAAACUACCUGGACCCUAAUGCCCAGGGCAGGAUCAGCUUCAAAGACUUCUGCCAAGGAGUGCUCGCAAUAAACGGUUGUGAGGAGAUUUUCAGCACAGCCCCAGACUCAGGUGACAUCACCCCAGGACCUUACAGGACAGUCAAUGGCUACUACUAUGAGGUGGGGAGCUUGAUGAAAGGUCUACGGUUCACACUGGCACUGUGGAAGCUCAACCUGACUUAG